AUGGUUUCUGCUAGCAGGAUCAAGGUUCAGAACCCCGUCGUCGAGAUGGACGGCGACGAGAUGACGCGCAUCAUCUGGCACAAGAUCCGUGAAGAGCUCAUCCUGCCCUUCCUCGACGUGGAGCUCAAGUACUUUGACUUGAGCAUGGAGAAUCGCGACGCGACUGACGACCAGGUAACAGUCGACGCGGCCGAGGCGACGAAGAAGUACCAGGUAGCGGUCAAGUGCGCCACGAUCACGCCCGACGAGGCCCGCGUCAAGGAGUUCAAUCUCAAAAAAAUGUGGCUCUCCCCUAACGGCACGAUCCGCAACAUCUUGGGCGGUACCGUCUUCCGCGAGCCUAUCAUCCUCGACUCUAUCCCUCGCCCUGUUCCUGGGUGGACCAAGCCCAUCUGCAUUGGUCGUCACGCUUUCGGAGACCAGUACCGCUGCCAGAACUUUGUUGCCCCCGGCGCCGGCAAGUUCACGAUGACCUACACCCCCACUGACGGUGGGGAGGAGAAGAAGUGGGACGUCUUCAACUUCCCUCAGGGUGGAGGAGUUGGCUUGGCGAUGUACAACACCACCGAGUCCAUCUCGGGCUUCGCGCACGCCUCGUUCAAGAUGGCCAUCCAGAAGCAAAUGCCCCUCUACAUGUCGACGAAGAACACCAUCCUCAAAGCCUACGACGGCAAGUUCAAGGACACCUUCCAGGAGAUCUUUGAGAAGGAGUACAAGAGCGAGUUUGAGAAGCUGGGCAUCUGGUACGAGCACCGCCUCAUCGACGACAUGGUUGCGCAGAUGAUCAAGAGCGAGGGUGGAUUCGUCCUUGCGCUCAAGAACUACGAUGGUGACGUGCUGUCCGACAUUUUGGCGCAGGGCUACGGCUCGCUGGGCAUGAUGACUUCAGAGCUUAUUACUCCAGACGGGCAGAUCCUCGAGUCCGAGGCUGCGCACGGAACGGUCACGCGCCACUACCGUGAGCACCAGAAGGGCAACGAGACGUCGACCAACUCGGUCGCCUCGAUCUUUGCGUGGACUCGUGGUCUCAAGUUCCGCGGUAAGCUGGACAAGAACGAGGAGCUCGUCAUCUUUGGUGACGAGCUCGAGAAGGCGUGCGUGGACGCCAUUGACAAGGAGGGCAUCAUGACCAAGGACUUGGCGCUGGCGAGGAAGGGCAAGCAGAUGAAGAGGGAGGACUACGUGACCACGACGGAGUUCCUGGACCAUAUUCGCGAGUCGCUGAAGAAGAGGCUGGCGAGCAAGGGCAUCUCGGCGGGCAAGCUCUAA
Molecule: messenger RNA, 1269 nt
Organism: Jaminaea rosea
Lineage: Eukaryota; Fungi; Basidiomycota; Exobasidiomycetes; Microstromatales
Product: isocitrate dehydrogenase NADP-dependent
Exons: 3
Coding region: 1-1269 (422 amino acids)
Biological process (GO): isocitrate metabolic process
Cellular component (GO): mitochondrion
Molecular function (GO): isocitrate dehydrogenase (NADP+) activity; magnesium ion binding; NAD binding
Source: RefSeq, a predicted model, not a curated record